Labeo rohita (rohu) is the source of this 2772-nucleotide messenger RNA. It is a transcript of the gene sertad4, whose product is annotated as SERTA domain containing 4. Bases 561 to 1574 code for a protein of 337 amino acids. Gene Ontology annotation, cellular component: nucleus. Lineage: Eukaryota; Metazoa; Chordata; Actinopteri; Cypriniformes; Cyprinidae. The record is from RefSeq and is a predicted model, not a curated record. The transcript has 4 exons.
CCACUUCUGCUGCGCGCUCCCGGGCGCAAGUUAAACGCAGCUCCUCUUACCAAAACCAGACAUACACAAACACACACACAAGGCACCAGGGAAGCAUUGCUGCCGGGACGGGACGCGACUGAUCCUGAGCAAAAAGCUGCCGCUGUAUAUUCCGAGGAAUGGGGCGACGCUGUUCGUGUCCACUGACGUUAACAAGCCCAGUUCAAAGCAAACGCUGCAACGUCGUACCGUCUGCCGGUGAGGUCACUGUGGCACAAAGCAAAGCGACCUGCGCGGACACGCAGCGGAGAUUCCGUCACAUCACAGCGGCUUUGUUCGCGCGCUGAUUGACUGCUCGGCUCCAGAUGGUAUUUUCCCCGUAGAACCUUAUCGAUUAUUGCAAGUCAGAAGGGAUCGCGCUGAUGGAUCGUGGAUAAGUAGUUAUUGAUGAACCCAGCGGGACUACAGCAGCGGAACCGAGAGGAGAAAACGAGAGCGCGUCCAUAACGACACAUCUGAUUAAAUAAAACAACACCUCUUUGACUCAGUCAUCAUUAUACUUAAAGGACUGAGGAGGAACUAUGGCUUUGGUCCUAUCAAUGAACCCCUUUUGUGAGCCUGAGGCUGAAGCCCCGCCAUCAAUCUACCAACCGAUCUGGGAAUCUGAGCAUUGCAGUAAAAGCUGUAUCUCCACCCCCUCACCACCAGGGGGUGACACCCAAGGGCUCAUAGAAGAGCCCCAUUACAGAAGAGCUCCUGAUCAUGUGAUGGACCGUGUGGCCGUGUCACGGAUCUCUUAUUUCAAGAGGAAGUUUGUGGAGGAUGAAGAACCUGUACUGAGCUUCAGGAGUUACUGUCACACUCAGGUGUCACCAGUCCUGGAGGAGCGCGCUCACAUUCUCCGUCUCUCUCUCGAGAAGCUGCGUUUUAUGGAUGACCCCGAGUCUUUCUUACGGCGCUCCGUGCUUAUCAACAACCUUCUCCGUCGUCUCAGAAACGAAAUCCUCCUCCAGAGCGACUGGUGCUUCCCAUCGGGUCCCACAGCCACACCAUGUCCCCUUCAAACCCCAGCCACAAAUACACCUCUUCCCCCUCCUGCCCUGCAGCCGUGCAUUACACCACCCGGGCCGUAUCGCAAACGCCUGCGUCUGCUGAGGAGGGAAGGGCCAGAGUGCAUCCCAGCCUGCUGCUGUUUAUACGCAGCCGGCCGUUACCUCCAGCUUCCACUGUCUGUGUACGAACGGGAUGUAUACUCCAACUCUCACCCAUCUUCAUCAUCAUCGUCGUCGUCGUCGUCUUCAGUUAGAUUUCCACAGCUGGUGGAGGAGGAGGAUGAGGAGGAGGAGGACAGUGACGAAGAAGAGGACUCUGUGUGUCCUAUGUUGGCUCUAUGUCAAGCUGAAUCCAGAGAGCAGAACAGGACGUGGGAUGGACUACGGCCGCAGAGCCACAGGGAAGACAAAACCCUGGAGAAAGAGAGAGAAAAAGGGAAGGAGAGGGUUAGAGGAGGGGAAGUUUCACAGCGAUGGCUUUCAGACGCUAUAGGCACUGGACACCAUGGGGCUCUUGGCAGAGCUCACGUGAGGGGAAAAUAACAACCGAACACUUGCUGUGGAAACAAAGAAACUGGUUUCCAGCAGCCUUAUAGAUCAGUUAUACAAACCAGAAUAUCAACGGUCAAUGUUUUUGAAUUUAUAGGUACUUUUUGUACUUCUGGAUUACGCAAAACUAUCAAAAUGGACUGCGAAUUCACAUAUUGCGCGUCUCUUGCGAAAACUACCAUACUGUGCCUUAAAUGUUCUUGUUUAAUCUGUUUGAUGUGUUUGUGGAUAUUUGUGACUGAACCAGUUUAAUCCACAAAGUAUGGAAGCUUGUUUCCACAAACUCACAAUUCUGAAUUGCAAGAUAUAAACUCACAAUUGUGAGAAUAAUAAUAAUAAUUAAAAAAAAAAAAACAGAAUUAAAUUAAAAAUAGACAAUUUUUUUACUUCAUGGCAGAAAAAAUAGAUUUGUGAUAUAAACUCUGGAUUCUAAGAAAAAAAUCUGAAUUCUGAGAUUAUAUCUUCCAACUUUUUUUUCGAAGAAUUACAAUUUUAUAUAUCACAAAUUCUGAGUUUACAUCUUGCAAUAUUGCAGUUUUAUUUAUUCCAUGGCAGAAAUGGACUUCCAUAGUGAUGGGCACCAUGGGAAGUAAAAAAAGAUUUACACUCAUUCUGAAUUUGUAAAGAAAAAAAUGAUAAUGAUAAUAAAAUGUUGGAAAUUUUAUUUUGUUAAAAUCAUAGGCGCUUGAGAAAUGCAUGACAUGGGUUGCUGUCUAUGACGAUCAUCACGUUUACAUGCAGUGGAUUUUAGCCAGAAUGCAUGAGGCCCUAUAGGUGGCCAUGAUGUUUAAUACAAUUCUAUUCCUUUUAGCACCCUUAAUAUUUCAUACAUUUACAUAUUCAGGAGACAAAACAUCCUCAUUGAUGCCAGACGACAGAGAUACAGACGACGUAGAUACAGUUACCUCACUAUCCUAUUGUUUUGAGGUCCGCUGUUUUAUUUGUUACGAAUGAGAGAAUCUUCAUUCACUAUGAAAGCUUUUAUUUUCAUGCACUUUUUAUAUUGCUUAUGUGUUUUCUCUACAUGUAUUUUUGUAUUUCUAAAAACACAUAAUGGGAGACCCUCAGACAUGAGCACAACUUAUACAGGCAACAAUGCUGGUAGGAAAUGAAAUCAAAUCGUAAACAUUGUUCGGGUUUGAAUGUGUGUGUGUUUUUGUGAAAUGUGUUAAGAAUAAAGGAAUGAUCCCAA